Molecule: messenger RNA, 1106 nt
Organism: Exophiala oligosperma
Lineage: Eukaryota; Fungi; Ascomycota; Eurotiomycetes; Chaetothyriales; Herpotrichiellaceae
Exons: 2
Coding region: 64-423 (119 amino acids)
Source: RefSeq, a predicted model, not a curated record
CUCGUAUCCGGGAUUGGAUUGGACUAGGGGUGGGUGUAUGGGAUAGCAUCCUCGCCUGUUCCAAUGGUGUUAUGCCCUAACCUUGAAACGCCCAGAACAGUACGGAGUGAUGGGGUCAGCAUAUGGCACUGCCUUUCCAGCGGAAGGAUGUACGUGAAGAAGAACACCCACAUUCUUGUCGAUGUUUCUUUCCUAUCUCCACGAUGUUCUCAGCUGCAGAUGAAAAGCUUCGCCCAGGAGAACAAGAGCUGUACAGAAAGGCAAGACGACCAAGCAUUUUCCAAAGUCCCCGAGAGGGAGGGACAGCAAGGCAGUGGGCGCAGGUUGGAAUACGCAGACUGCAUUGGCGCCAAGUGUGAUCUGACGGCCAAGAUCAGGGGGCGCAACUCCGCUGUUGCCAAAGACAGCGAGGCGCCGGAUUAGUACGGGAGUUUCUCGCCCAGUCAACCCCCUCGACCGUUAGUAGCGAACAGCCUGACUGUUGUCGAUACAAAACACCUUUGACGGAGUAUGAACAGUCGAUUGUCCAAGACUUUUCAAGGAGGCAGCCAAGUGACUUGGCAGUAGGAAGUGGUUGAGAAGUCUGGACUAACCCAAAGAUCAGUCUCGAGAUGAAGAUGCCAGUAUCUAGGACCGUGUUCAAGCCGCCACUGUCCUGUUUCUAACAAAGGUGAGGCAAUUCUCAGGGAAGGAGCAUCUCGGCGGCAAUCUCGCGUGCUCGAAAGAGCUUCAUCCAGAACGGUAGAUCUUCAAGAGAGAGGUACAGUACGCCUACAGUUGUAUCAUUUUUCUCUGGUCGCUUUUUCUGCCGAGAAGCUGCAAUUGGCAGAAUAUUUCUUGCUGAGCUUAUGCAUGAUGAAGCCCCAAUAUCGGGCUUGAUAUAGCUCGCUGAGGUCAGGUCGUUUUAACAUCCUCUCUCUUUCUUGGGCGCUGAGCCUCGCAAGUCUAGACUCCGAUAGACUGUUUCAAGACCACUUUCGUGAAAGGCUUCCAAAUGUUUGCCUUGGCGGGAUCUGUAUCUGCUUUGAAGCGAAAGGCUUCGUCAGCAACUGGCUCAAGAUCCAUGUGGCUGGCUGUACUCCGUAAAGUCUAAGCAGUUAUUGUAG